Molecule: messenger RNA, 3108 nt
Organism: Pseudophryne corroboree (corroboree frog)
Lineage: Eukaryota; Metazoa; Chordata; Amphibia; Anura; Myobatrachidae
Gene: STON1
Product: stonin 1
Exons: 5
Coding region: 370-2538 (722 amino acids)
Biological process (GO): regulation of endocytosis; synaptic vesicle endocytosis
Cellular component (GO): synaptic vesicle; clathrin-coated vesicle
Molecular function (GO): clathrin-cargo adaptor activity
Source: RefSeq, a predicted model, not a curated record
CAGGCUAUUGCAGGGAGCAGCCUGCGUUACAGUCUGGGCCUGGUGCAGUCACAUCACACAGGGGCUGAGGGUAGGUCCCAGCUUCCUGCACGGAGUGAGCAGCCCCGGCCUGCAGCACGGCUUCCUGUCCCGGUGAUCGGCAUCUCCCCGGAGCACGUAGCGCCCAGCCUGCAGCCGUAACAAGGAUCAAAGCUGGGCAAUGGAUUAUGCAGCGAGCCCUGUGCCACCCCUCUCCAGAAGAGACAAGUCUGCAAUGACCCAGGACACCAUAUAUUUCUAUUACAACUAUUUGUAGUUAAAUUCCAUGGACUAACGGAAAUGCCAGUUUAAAUGGCAACUCCAAAGUUCAAGUAAUCGAGUCAAGAGAAAAUGUGUUCAACAAAUCCAGAUAACUGGGUGACUUUUGAUGAUGAGAAACCAUUCCAGUCCCCACAGAAAUCCCUCAUGUGUCCUCAUGGUGUUUACAAUCCUACUCCUAAAUCAAGUGGAUUCAAACUGAGUCUGUCUCGUGAAGAGACAACAAGCACUUCUUCCUCUAACUCCACCAGCCCCCAUACAUCUCCAGUAAUAGACUUCUUUAUGAGUCCUGGUCCUCCAAGCAAUUCACCUCUCUGUACACCAAUCAAAGACAGCCUGGCCACACCCUGCAUUCCCAAGUUAGGGUCUCAUAACUUGUACCCUAUUCCAGAGAGGUCUUUGACCCACCCUCAGGCAUCAAGUCCGUUGAAAGCGAACCAUACACAUACAUCAAGUAGUUCAUCUCCUUCAAGGACCAAUGGUACAAAUCUUUCCACAUGUCAACAGAAUAAUCAUUUAUUUGACUUGUCAGCUUCCCAUGUAGACCACUCUCAUAGUGACUGUACCUUCUCAAGCCCAUUUUGGGACAGUGAUGUCACAAAUAUGUCAUUCACUGGUGAAUGCACUAUAGCGGAUUCUCAUGUAAAAGAAGAAAUAUCUGCAAAACAGGAAUAUAAUACAAUGGAAAGAGAAGACUCUAAUAACCAAAAAAGUCUUAACCACUGUUCUUUCGGUUACGUGUGCGAAAGGCUCCAGCACUUAAAGAUUGACCCACCUGACAAUUUGAAACACCAGCCUGUCUGCGCGGAGAAAAGGAACCCAUCAUUUAUUCCACAAAGUCUCUUUAGAAGUCAGAGAAAAGAUGGGUGGCCUUUCAUGCUGAGGAUACCGGAAAAAAAGAACGUGAUGUCUUCGAGGCAGUGGGGACCUAUUUACCUGAAAGUUCUAGCAGGUGGAAUUCUGCAAAUGUAUUAUGAAAGGGGCCUUGAAAAACCGUUCAAAGAUUUUCAGCUUCAUCAGUUCUGCAGACUUUCCGAGCCGAAACUAGAAAACUUAGGAGUUUCAGAUAAAAUACACACUGUUAAAAUUGAAAAUGUAACAUAUGUGGAAAAAAGGAAAUACCAUCCAAAAUUCGAAGUAGUCCGCGAGGCAGAAAUCGAACAGACAUUAAAAUUGGGAACCACGGACUACCACGACUUACAGGACUUUAUUACCACAAUGGAGGAGGAGCUACUGUUGCAGGCACCGGUUUCAAAGCAAAAAAAAACCUAUGAAGAGCCGGAAAUGUUAGUGGAAAUCGUGGACAAUUUUUGGGGAGAGGUCACCAAGAAAGGGAAAGUUACGGAGAAGGCGGUGAUUUGUCACAUCUAUGGUCUUUGCUUCAUUAAUAGUGGCAUGGAGUGUUUCUUAACGUUAAACGAUGCCAAACUAAAAAAGUUAUCUGAAAGCUAUUUUACAAAGGAGGGUGACCAAGUGUUGAUUAAUAUUGAUGAAUAUCAUUUUCACAAGUGUGUAAGAAGACAGGAAUUUGAAAAGUCGAGGAUAAUUAAAUUCACCCCGCCAGAUGCCUGCAGAUUUGAACUCAUGCGCUUCAAAGCGCCUUGCAGUGUUCAAGAGCUUCCGUUUUCGAUGAAGAGCUUGGUCGUGGUGCAGGGAGCCUACGUGGAGCUUCAAGCUUUCCUAAACAUGUCCAGUAGUGUUGCGGUUUCUUCACCGAUUAAAUACUGUGAAAACGUGACAAUCCACUUCCCAGUCCCUGCACAGUGGGUGAAAGCUCUGUGGACUGUUAGCCUUCAGAGGCAAAGGUCCCUCAAGACAAAGAUGAAUCGAAGAGCUUGCCUUGGGUCUGCGUAUGAAAUUGAAUCUGAGCCAGUCAUACAAGUAACGAUCGGAACAGCAAAAUACGAGAAUGCAUACAAGGCCGUCGUUUGGAAAAUUGACCGACUUCCAGAUAAAAAUUCUAGUCCGGAUCAGCCGCACAGCUUUUCCUGCAAGCUGGAACUGGGCUCAGACCAGGAGAUACCGCCCAGCUGGGAGCCGAUAGCGACUGUGCACUUUGUUAUGCCCUUUACAUGCGUCUCAGGGGCCGAAGUGAAAUCAGUGGGCGUCGAGAGUGAUAUCCAGCCCCAUAAACACGUCAUACAGAAAGCUUGCUACAACAUCCAGGUGGAGAUUGAGAAACAGCGCAUUCCCACUGAGGGAGAAGACAUGAACAGGGCUGGAGAUUGCUUAAUGCAGUAGAAACAGGACAAGUCUUUGAAUGGUGUUACACAGAAACUGCCUUAUUGAGAUAAAACCCUUAUUUCAGGAGCUAGCUUCCUUUGCCACGCCAUGAACCGUACUGCAAGUCCCAGAAUGCUCCGUCAGCUGAAGAUAUCGUGUAGUGCAGCAACUGCUGGUGUGAUAAAGUUUCCACAUUGCUGUCUGUAUGUGUACAGAUGUAAAUAAUUGCUUUGUAAUGAUAUUUUGAAUUAGUAAUAUAUGUUAGAUACACUGUUAAUAUCACUUGCAUAUACACAAUAUUGAUAAUAUAAAAUAAUAUCCUAUUUGUAGUACACACUAUACACAUUGCAUAUUUAUGUACUUACCACACUAUGCUACAAUUCUGGUAUAAUUUUGCUGGUGGAUUUGCAUAACAAGUAUUUAGCAAUAAGGCUAUACUAUCCAUGGGGAUAAAAUGAAAAUGAUUACAUGAACAAAUAAUUGGAACCAUACCGUACAUUUCUGCCAGCUAUUAUGUGUAUUCUCAGGGAGUCCUCUACAUUCCGAUCAUAAACUCAUGUCUAUUAAAGGGACAGUAAUGGAAAACAA